This is a messenger RNA of Phycomyces blakesleeanus NRRL 1555(-), 825 nucleotides long. Its product is annotated as copper fist DNA-binding transcription factor. Lineage: Eukaryota; Fungi; Mucoromycota; Mucoromycetes; Mucorales; Phycomycetaceae. The coding region runs from base 1 to 825 and encodes 274 amino acids. The transcript is spliced from 11 exons. Gene Ontology annotation, cellular component: nucleus. The record is from RefSeq and is a predicted model, not a curated record. Gene Ontology annotation, biological process: regulation of DNA-templated transcription. Gene Ontology annotation, molecular function: histone H2A acetyltransferase activity; protein N-terminal-serine acetyltransferase activity; DNA-binding transcription factor activity.
AUGAUUUUGAUUGAUAAUAUCAAGCACGCCUGCGCAUCUUGCAUCAAGGGCCACAGAUCAUCGUCUUGUCAACACAAAGAUAGGCAUCUGCUCCCUAUAAGACGCAAAGGAAGACCCAUAAGCCAGUGUGAUCAAUGCAGGGAAGAACGCAAGAAGAGACGGGUGCAUCAGAAAUGUUCAUGUUCAAGUAAAAAAGGUAUGUAUACUACAGAAAAUAGUCGUGUAGAUAUAGCAAACAAGUCAUCAUGCUUAGUUGACUUUAUUGACAUGCCAAUUACAUAUUCAAAUAAAGAUCUCAAUGUGAUUAUAGAGUAUCAUGACAUUUCUCAAAUGACAAUUGAAUUAAAAGAAUGGGCAUUUAAUCUUGUCAAGUCUAACCUUUACCACCUGUAUCGAAAGUCUAAUGAUGGUUGGAAUGCCCUGGAAAAAAAGGCGGAAAUGAGUACACCCGAAGCCCGGUAUCUUAUUGCUCGUUCUGCCUCUGAUCCAAAUAUUCUGUAUGGAUUUUUGUUGUUUCAAAUGGUAACAGAAGAGACUAUGGACGAUGAUGUUAUGGCAGAAGUAGCGUAUUGCUAUGAACUUCAAUUGGUUGAAUCGGCAAGAAAUUAUGGACUGGGAGAAUAUUUUAUGAAAUUACUGGCCGAGAUAGGAAAUCACUGGAAAAUGGACAAGAUGAUGCUGACUGUAUUCAAAUCCAACAAAGGAGCAUUUAGGUUCUACAAGAAACUCGGAUUUGAAUUGGAUGAGAUCUCACCAAGUGCCUGUUUAUCUGCUCUCCAGGCACGCAAAUUUGAUUAUGAAAUACUAUCAAAAAAGUGCUCAUAG